Molecule: messenger RNA, 954 nt
Organism: Paramecium primaurelia
Lineage: Eukaryota; Ciliophora; Oligohymenophorea; Peniculida; Parameciidae
Source: the annotation of a GenBank genome assembly
AUGUUCACUACAAUUUUUAUUCUCCAUAAAACUGAUUAACAAUUAGAAGAAUAGUUGUAAACAGAAUUCAUUGAUUUUUUGAUCAAAUUCAACAAGAAAUAUUCAGGAACUGAAUUCCUCUAUAGAUUAGAAGUUUACAAGGCUAACCUUAAUGUAAUAAAAGCUAAAAAUUAAAUAAUCGAAAGAAAGAUUUUUGGAUUAACACAAUUCGCAGAUCUUACUGAUGAAGAGUUCAUUGAAACUUAUUUGAAUCUGAAGAUUGCAUAAACUUCUGAAAUUCUGUUUUUAAAAGAAUCUAUCAAAUUAAAUGGCAAUCCAAUCGACUGGAGAUCAAGAGGUGCAGUUAACGAGGUUUAGGACUAAGGCUAGUGUGGUUCCAGCGAUGUAUUUAGUUCUUUAGGAAGUGUGGAAGGAUUCUUCAAGAUAACAACUGGAGAAUUGCCAAGACUUUCUGCAUAAUAAAUAGUUGAUUGCUAAAGAGAUCGCUUUCCUGGAGGAUGCAAUGGUGGACUAUAUAAUUAAGCCCUAAAUUAUGUUAUAAAAAAUGGUGUAACAACAAAUGAUGAAUAUCCAUAUGUAUUACUUUAAUCUAAUCUUAGACUGGUUAUGAUUAGGGUUGCUCUAAAAAGGGAGGUCCCUAUAAAAUGAGUGGAUUUUCUAAAAUAGCCUAAAAUGAAGAAGCAUUUUUGAGUGCUAUGGAAAAAGGCCCACUUUAGGUAGCUGUUUAAGCAUCUAAUUGGAAGUAUUAUUAACCUACAGAAGAGGAUUACAUAUUCCCAUAUUCUGAAUGUAUAGGAUAAAGUGAAUCAUUCAGUCUUAGCUGUUGGUUACACAAAUGAAGCUGUCAUAAUCAAGAACUCUUGGUCAACCAAAUGGGGAUUGAAAGGAUAUAUAUACUUGGAAAAAGGAAUUAACGCAUGCUAAAUUUGGGAUGAUGCUAUUAUCCCUUUUUGA